This is a messenger RNA of Calypte anna (Anna's hummingbird), 1290 nucleotides long. It is a transcript of the gene PBK, whose product is annotated as PDZ binding kinase. Lineage: Eukaryota; Metazoa; Chordata; Aves; Apodiformes; Trochilidae. Gene Ontology annotation, molecular function: protein serine/threonine kinase activity; ATP binding. Gene Ontology annotation, biological process: protein phosphorylation. The transcript is spliced from 8 exons. The record is from RefSeq and is a predicted model, not a curated record. Bases 112 to 1077 code for a protein of 321 amino acids.
GGCCGCCGUAGCCGCGUUCCCGCCAGAGCGAUUCAAACGGCGGCGGCGGUUGGGACCCCCCCGGGCCUGAGUCUCUGCUCUCAGGUGCAGGGAGCUGGAAGUCUGGCACUGAUGGAACCCUUCAGGUCCCCCAAGAACCCCAUCUCCAGGGACAAACCUGAUGGAGCUCCUGUCCCUGUCACCAUCCCAGCCUCUCCCUUCAUGCAGAAGCUGGGAUAUGGCACUGGGGUCAAUGUCUACCUGAUGAGGAGGUCUCCCCGGGGGCUCUCUCAUUCCCCUUGGGCUGUGAAGAAAAUUAAUUCCAAAUGCACCAGCAGCCAGCAGAGCAUCUACCAGCAGAGACUGAAUGAAGAAGCCAAGAUCCUGAAGGAUCUCCAGCACCCCAACAUCGUGGGUUAUCGUGCGUUCACCGAGGCCAACGAUGGGAGCAUGUGCCUGGCCAUGGAGUAUGGGGGGGAAAAAUCCCUCACUGACCUGAUUGAAGAGAGAAGUGCCAAGAAGUUGGGUCCCUUCCCUGCUGCCACAAUCUUCAAAGUGGCUUUGAGCAUGGCCAGGGGGCUGAAGUACCUGCACAAUGACAAGAAGCUGCUCCAUGGAGACAUCAAAUCCUCCAACGUGGUGGUGAAAGGUGACUUUGAAGCCAUCAAGAUCUGUGAUGUGGGAGUGUCCCUGCCCCUGGAUGAGAACAUGACAGUCAGUGACCCGGAGCUGUGCUACAUCGGUACCGAACCCUGGAAGCCCAAGGAGGCCCUGGAGGACUCGGGGGUGAUCACUGACAAGGCUGACAUCUUUGCUUUUGGGCUGACUCUCUGGGAAAUGAUGACUCUGUCCGUGCCUCACCUCAGCCUGGGGGAGGACUCAGGUGAUGAAGAUGAAUCCUUUGAUGAAGACUGCUUUGAUGAAGAUGCCUACUAUGCAGCCUUGGGAACCCGUCCAGCCCUCAACAUGGAGGAACUGGACCCAUCCUACCAGCUCCUGAUUGACCUUUUCUGUGUCUGCACCAACGAGGACCCCAAGAAACGUCCCUCAGCUGCAUCCAUCCUGGAGACCUUGGAGGAAUCUCUGUCCCAGGAGUAAAACCUCUCGAGAUCCCUCAGAGGGGGAGCUCCUGGUGAGGGAUCUCAGGGUUUGAAUUGGGAGGUCAGACCUGCUCUGUGCCCUUCCAACUGAGCCUGAGCCCCUACAGAUCUCACUCCUGCUUUAGGGACACUUGGCUCUGGCUCAGUUCUAGAGCCACCUCCUGCACUUGUGCAAUGGUUGUGGUUGUAGUUGGGAAAACCCUUUGGAUCC